AUGGACGAUCAAGUACCUACAUUUCUAGCAGUCACUGGCGUUGAAGAUGAAUCUGUUGCUACACAGUUUCUAGAUGUGGCUGGGGGUGAUUUAGAGCUAGCAGUGACAUUGUACAUGGAAUCUGGUCAUCAUGGCGGAUCGACCAGUAACAACAAUGGCAGCAGCAAUGCUAGAAGUAACAACGGUCUUGAUGAUGAGGAAUACGCCAAGCAAUUACAAGAACAAGCAUAUGGAGGCAAUGAUGUCCGUGAGGCAGAUACAAAUGUACAUCGACACGAUACGUUGGUUGAUUCAUUCCCUGGAUUUGGAGGAGGAGGUAGUGGUGGUGGUGGUGGUGGUGGCAUGUUCAGUCAAGUGCCACGCCCGCCUGAUUUGUUUGGGCACAGACAACAAGGAAUUUUCCACCAAGGUUUUGACUUUAGAAGGAAUGUUAACGCAUACAAUGCUUAUGAUGACGAUGAGGACGACGAUGAAAUGGACCAAGAUUACACCGACGCACGGGAUGUGGACCGUGAUAUUCAGAUUUUGGACUCAGAUGAAGAGGAUAAUGAUGAUAUUGAAGAGAUUGUGAGAGGUCAUAGUAGUGGAGUUGCCGGUCGCAGGAGGCGACUUAGACAGGAACGUGACUCUGAGCUCACUUCUACUCAAAGAAGACUUGCUAAUUUGUUUAGACCUCCAUUUGAUAUUAUCAGUGUAUUGACAUUGGACCAAGCGAGGGCUAGAGCCAAAGAGGAAAACAAAUGGAUCUUGAUUAAUAUACAGGACUCGUCUGAAUUUCAAUCGCAAGUUUUCAAUCGUGAUUUCUGGUCAAACUCGAGAAUCAAACAGAUUGUUAAAGAAAACUUUGUGUUUUUGCAAUAUCAACGUGAUUCUUACGAUGGUGAAACGUAUGUCAAUUUCUACAAUGUCGAUACAUUUCCUCAUUUGGCAAUAUUGGAUCCUCUCACCGGUGAACGUGUACGCAAGUGGACUGAUGGACAAGUGCCAAAUGUGGAUAACUGGUUAGAUGAGGUGCAUGACUUUUUGGACAAGUUUUCAUUACAUCCUGAAUCGAGUAAUCCUCUUGUACAGCAUGAAACGAAAAUUGAUCCUGAUAGUUUAAGUGAGGAACAACAAAUUGAAUUGGCUAUGAAACAGAGUAUAUUGGACAACGCCAAUAGUGGUAAAGAUGCUGAGAAUGCUAUAAAUUUGGUCAGUGACGAUGAGGAGAGUAGCAGAGUCGAAGUUCCUCAAAGCGAGGAGGACAUAUUCGAUUCCGUCAAACCUAUAGAUCAUAAAGAACCGUCAGAUGGUCCUACUACAAGAGUACAAAUACGGUUCCCCAAUGGUAAGAGACUUGUUCGGAAAUUGCUUCUUGACGAUAAAGUGGUGGUUUUGUUUGAGUGGUUGAAGUACGAGCUAAGUCAGAGCGCACAAGAUUACGGUAUAAGUUCGGACGACAGAUUUACUCUUUCCAAUAGUUCAAAUAAAGCUUUUAAAUUUAUUGAAAACUUGGAAAAGACCAUUGAACAGGCCAACUUGAAAAAUGCAAGUAUAUUAUUGGAAAAGGAAUAA
Lodderomyces theae is the source of this 1554-nucleotide messenger RNA. RefSeq lists its product as uncharacterized. Gene Ontology annotation, biological process: proteasome-mediated ubiquitin-dependent protein catabolic process. Gene Ontology annotation, molecular function: ubiquitin binding. The record is from RefSeq and is a predicted model, not a curated record. The transcript has a single exon. Bases 1 to 1554 code for a protein of 517 amino acids. Gene Ontology annotation, cellular component: nucleus. Lineage: Eukaryota; Fungi; Ascomycota; Pichiomycetes; Serinales; Debaryomycetaceae.